This is a messenger RNA of Erinaceus europaeus (western European hedgehog), 2553 nucleotides long. It is a transcript of the gene LEKR1, whose product is annotated as leucine, glutamate and lysine rich 1. The transcript has 13 exons. Lineage: Eukaryota; Metazoa; Chordata; Mammalia; Eulipotyphla; Erinaceidae. The record is from RefSeq and is a predicted model, not a curated record. Bases 62 to 2110 code for a protein of 682 amino acids.
CGCCCUGCAGAGCCCCAGUGGAGAUUGUUUUGCAUCAGAGCUCUAUAUAUGUUGGGAAAUUAUGGAUCGUCACAUUCCUAUGCAUGAGUUACCUGAAGAAAUUAAAAAGAUGCCCCCUGAAGAAAAAGUUUGUAAAUAUUGUGGAGUCAGCUAUCUAAUUCUCCAUGAGUUUAAAUCCAUGGAAGAGAAGGUGAAAGCUAUGGAAAAAGAGAUGCAAUUUUAUCAAGGAAGUGUGGAGCGUGAAAAGAGACUUCAAGAAAAGCUACAGUCUCUCAGCCAAGCUUUUGAACAGUACAAAAUUGACAAUGAAUCCAAAACAGAAAGAAUUCAUGAUGCAAACAUGCAAUUAAAAAAUCAACAACAUGAAUUUCAGACAAUUCAGAAAGAAUUGGGGUACCUGAAAGAAGAGUUAGAAAUUAAGUGUAGACAAUCACAAAUAUACAGUCAAAGAUUGGCAGAGUACAAAUAUUUCUGGAACAAGACUCUUUCAUUGCUUACUUUUAUGAAAAGAGAGCUAACAAGUAUUAAACAUGAAGUGUAUGAUAAUUUUCAAAACUGGACUUCACUGAAAGAAGAAGUUUUUCUGCAGAUUAAAUCCAUAAGUGAAACAGCCUUGAAAGAAAUAGACACACUAAAUAAAAGUUUGACAGUGUCCCAGAGAAGCAAGGUGUGCCUAGAAGAAGAGAUGAAAAGCCUGAAGCUGCUGUCAGAUGCGGCCAUUCUGAGGUCUCAGCAGAUCCAGACCGCUAAGCAGCAGGAAGUCAACCUACAGGCCAGGUGCCAUGACCUGCAAAAGGAAGCACUAGAUUUACAGUGUCAAGUAGAGGCGCUUGAACUAAGGCUUCAAAGGGCAGUGGCAGAGACAGACAACUGUAAAGAAAUGCUCACAAAUAAAUGUAAUGAAGCUGACAACUGUCAAAGAGAACUUAGGAAACUGAAGUUUGAGUCCAUUAUUUCUGACUCACGGUACACAAGAUUGCUUAAAGAAAAAGAAGACUCCUUAAUGACUUGUCAGCAAAUAUAUAAAACUUUACAAGAAGAACUGGCUGCAAAAGAUAGGGCAGAAGAAGACUUAAAAAGACGAACGAGCCUUGCAGAGAGUGAGCUAGAAAUAAGCAGAACUCUUCUUAACCAGACAAAGGAGGAGGUUGUGACCUUGAAAAAUGAAAGGGAAUUGCUGCUAAUUUCACAUCAGAAAAGCAUUGAGCAGCUGCAGGAAACCCUUAGACAGAAGGUGCUGAGCGAUGAGCACUGGAGGGAGAAGAUUGAAGCCGAACUCAGCAAGGAAAGGGCCCGGCAUUUAGUAGAGUUUGAGGAACAAGCACUGCUCUUUAAGGAAGAGGCUAAGCUGGAGCUCGAUAUUGAAAAGGAAAAACACCAAGAAAUAAUCCAGAAGUAUAAGAAAGAACAAGAGGAACUGCAACGGAAGAUAGGCGAUCUCAUCACAGUGGCUACUCAAGAUCUACGGCUGCAAGUGGCGUCUCUUGAGGGAAAACUCCAGGAAUCUCAAAUCCACUACACCGAGAGGUCCCAGUCAAAGGAGAAAGAAAUUGAAAGUCUGAAGAAUGUGAUUGCAGAAUGUCAAUCUCGCCUAAAGAAGGAAAUGGACGGUAAUGAUUCCGUAUCAGAGGACCUGCGGAAGGAAAUGAAGCACAAGUCAGAGGAGCUGGAAAGAGUGAUGCAGGCACAGACUCAGCUGCUACAGCAGUUUAACCAGUCCCAGGAAGAGAACUCUCUUCUUCAGGAGACGGUGCGCAGAGAGUGUGAGGAACGCUUUGAACUGACAGAGGCCCUGAGCCAGGCUCGAGAGCAGCUGCUGGAGCUGCACAGGCUGGGGGGCAGUCUGCACCUGUCACCAACCCCCCUGGGCAAAGGCAGCCUGCCAUCCCCUGAAGCCACACCCAGCCAUUGUCAGGUAGAGAAAGGCCCGAUAGGUCUGAACUCUGCCAAAGGAGCCCCAGCCUCCUGCCAACAUGUAUCCCCCAAAGUGGGCAGCUCCAGACUGCCCGGGCUGCCCCAGCCACGCCCUCCCCGGGGCCGCACAACCUCAGUGCUGGAGACCAGGCAGAGGCUGGCAGCCAUUCUGCGGGCCAGGCUGAACCAGCGCUGAAGACAGGGCUGCGUGCCAACAGCUCCACCCCAAGUGCCAAGGACUGGCUGUCACUGCCACCCAGGAGGGCAAAGAGCAAGAACACAUGGCUAGGGACAGUUUUAACCAGAGUUUCAAAAGUCAGGAGACCGCGAAAUCGCUUUGCCAAGAUUUGAAUUUUGUCCGGAUUUGAAUUGCAGCCAAUGGCACGAUUGGUGGACUCCAGAGAGCCACUUCCUGUAGCCCUAUGUGUAGUUAUGCUUUUAUGUGCUCGUGAACAUGCCUCCUAGGAGUUCAUUGGUAGAAUUUUCCACCUAUACAGGAUUUCCGUGUUUUUGCACCAUUUCAAACAGGUAACUGUCCACCAAAAGUAGAUUCUAUUCUCUUUUUGGUAUUGGUCCAUUUGUUCAUUCUGCUGAACAGGUGAAAUAAAUGUUAUUAAUAGCUCAAAUAGGAGGAGAAAA